This is a messenger RNA of Camellia sinensis, 534 nucleotides long. The record is from RefSeq and is a predicted model, not a curated record. NCBI's taxonomy places the organism in Eukaryota, Viridiplantae, Streptophyta, Magnoliopsida, Ericales, Theaceae.
AUGGUUUCAGAUCUGAAACCCACCACAUUUACUGGCGGCCCAGACCCAAUGAUAGCAGACGCUUGGGUUAAAGACAUGGAAAAGAUUAUUCGUGCCCUACCCUACACCGAAAGACAGAAGCGAAUUCGCACUGCUCAGAGCCGCCAGAAAAGUUAUGCAGAUACUCGGAGACGGGACUUAGAAUUUCAAGUAGGGGAUCAUGUGUUCCUCAGGAUCUCACCAACAAGAGGAGUGAUCCGAUUUGGAAAGCGAGGAAAGCUAAACCUACGUUACAUCGGGCCAUUCGAGAUACUAGAAAUGAUUGGUCCUGUAGCCUAUCGCCUUGCACUACCACCUGAACUAUCUAAUAUCCACAAUGUGUUUCAUGUUUCAAUGAUUCGGCAGUACCUUCGAGAUCUAAAGCACGUUGUUGAUUACGAGGAUCUGGAAGUUCAGGAAGAUCUCUCUUAUAAAGAGCAACCAGUGCAGAUUCUCGAUCGUCAUGAUCAAGUUCUCCGAAACAAGACCAUACCGUUGGUAAAAGUCUUAUGGUGA